Messenger RNA from Silurus meridionalis, 5348 nucleotides. It is a transcript of the gene filip1l, whose product is annotated as filamin A interacting protein 1-like. Lineage: Eukaryota; Metazoa; Chordata; Actinopteri; Siluriformes; Siluridae. Bases 1488 to 5081 code for a protein of 1197 amino acids. The transcript has 11 exons. The record is from RefSeq and is a predicted model, not a curated record.
CAGAUUCCAGUCCAAUACCCAUCAUUCUGUAUAACGUGCCAGCCAACACUUUUCUGGAUCUUCCUCUUGAUGCAGUGGUACAGUUAUCCCAGCAUCCAAAUAUAAUCGGCAUCAAAGAUAGUGGUGGAGAUAUGUGUACAAAGACUUAAUUAAAAAAGGGGAUGCUUUCACAAGAGGAGAAGACAUCUGGAAGACCAGUACACAGCAAGAAAAAAACCUAUUGAGGCUGUAAAGGUCACAAGUACCUCAAAACCUCAACCACACCUGCUAGUAUCUUAAAAUGCAGCUACUGUUGCAAUGGGAGAACCAACUUUAAAGAGACCUCCAGAAAAAAAAAAACAGCUCAUGUUACCCCACUCCAUUGUCAGAUGACUUGGAUGACACUGAAAUUGCCUUGAUUCAGAACAGAGAAGAAUCAGAACAGAGAAGAUCAAGAAAGAGAGCACUCCGCCCCCUCAAUCUACCCCCUGCGAAGAUUCUGGUCCAGACAGGAGUUUUCUGGUCGUCAUUUUAUUUCAACUCUAACCCUCAGUGCGCACUGAAGCUGUCCGCUGUCGCAAAGUUACUCGGAUGAGUACGACGCAUCACUGGAUAUUUCCAUAGAAGUGCUGCAGGACUUCAUGUUUUGCAAAAAAAAAAAAAAAAAAGUUACUGGAGCUCCCUGUGCACAAACUUAUAACAGACGUUUCAACGAGAUGGAAUAGUGCCAAUGACAUGGUUGAACGGUUUUUGGAGCAACAGGCUGCAGUAACAGCUGCACUGCUCUCACCUGAGGUGAGGAAGAGAGAGAAGAAUAUUAGCACCUUGACUGAGUUGGACAUUGAAACAGUUUAACAGCACUUUUAUUUUAUUUAAGAGAGCAUUGUUUUUAGUUAUUUUGUUGCACAUUUAAAUAUUGAAUAUUUUAUUCAAGUUUUUGGUACUUGACAUUUUUAUGGUUCAAGGUUCUUUAUGCACUAUGUAUAUGUGUGCUCCUGAAAUAAAAAUUCAGAAAGAUGUGAUGCAUUGGUUUUGUUAAUAUAACUCCUAUACAGUCUCUUUAAGGGUAUGAUCAAGUAUUUGCCAUUGUCUAAUCUUUAUUAUGCAAACAAAAAUCACAAUUUAAACAAUGAAUCGCAAUAGCUACAGAAUCGCAAUAUGUAUUGAAUCAGCACAAAAGUAUCAGGAUAGUAUUGAAUCGCCAGAUUAGUGAAUCGUCCCAGCCCUAAUAAUUCCCCAUAAAAAUGUAUUUGUAACCAGACUUCGAUUCUGUCUCUUCACAAGCCUUUCAUGGGCAGUCAAAUCAGUGUCUGUCUUCAUCCAUUGACUCCAGUGAAACACAGUCAUACAGUCAUUAUUGAAGAAAGCUCCUCCAGCAAAUGAAUGAGGCUAGACGAUGAAGCUAAAAAGCUGAAAUACUGAGAUAGCAGGAUCUUAACUACCACCCCACUGUGUGUAAGGAACAGAAAGAAGAACAGGGAAGAAGAGUAAGCGACAAUCCAGAAGCCAUGCGUUCCCGUAGCAGCAGUCUGGAAAAUAUUUCAGAGGUGAAUUUCUCUCACAUGCAGGCUCAGACAGAGCAAAGAGAAUCCAUGUGUGAUGUGCCCUCAACCAGCUUUCGGGAAUCUGGCCGAUUAUGCCACAGGGAACCCUCAAACAACACGAGUACAGUACAACACAAGCAAAAAAUUAAUUGCUGCAACCAGGUACACAAGAAAAACAGUAAGCUGACAGAGCAGACAUCAACGCCAUCAUUGGGGAACAGCAAGGACCUUUCCCAUGAUGAUCUACUUCUUCUGCUAAGCAUUCUGGAGGGAGAGAUACAGGCCAGAGAUGAGGUAAUAACAGUGCUGAGAGCAGAAAAGAUAGAUAUUGCAUUACUGGAGGCCCAUUAUGGCUUUGUGACUCCUCCCAAAGUCCUUCAAGCCCUUCAGAGAGACAACAUAAGCAAAGGUCAUGGCUGCCGUGAAGACAUCUAUGAAAAGCCCAUUGCAGAGUUGGACAAACUUGUGGAAAAGCAGAAAGAAACAUACAGACGUAUGCUGGAACAGCUGCUGCUAGUAGAGCAAGCACACAAACAGGCACUCUACAGACUAGAGGAUGAGAAGCGCAAUCACAGCGAGUACAUGAAAAAAAGUGACGAGUUCACCAACCUUCUGGAGCAGGAAAGAGAACGAUUGAAACUAAUCAGUGAUCAAGAAAAGACCUAUCAGGAGCAAAGAGAGGAAGAAAAUAACAGGAAGGUCACCAAUCUGAAAGAUGAACUGACAAAACUAAAGUCAUUUGCCCUACUGGUUAUUGAUGAACAGCAGUGUGUCACAGAACAGCUGGCUCAACAAACUGCAAAGGUUAAGGAGCAGCAGGCUGCUGCCAGAGAGGCCCAAGAGGAGCUGAACUCUGCACAGACCAAGGCACAAAAAUUGAAGAGCAAGGUGCAGCAUUUGGAGGCUCAAUUGCAUGACCAAGCUGUUCAGUUCCACCAAGAACAGGAAGCCAUGAACACCAAACUGACUGAUGAGAAAAAACAAAACAGGCAUUUGCAUCAGAAGCUGUCUACACUUUGUCAACAACUGGAAGAGCUUGAGCAGUCAAACAAGGUCCUUCGUAGAGCAGAAGAGGAACUGCAGGAGCUACGGGACAAAAAUAGCAAAAGACAGAGUGGAAACUUUAGCCUUGUGUCAGAAUUGGAAGAGUUGAGGAAAAGAGUUUUAGAAAUGGAGGGAAAAGAUGAGGAAUUGAUAAAUGUAGAGAAUUUGUGCAGGGACCUUAAGAGGAAGCUGGAGAGGGAGUCCAUACAAAAAUGUAGUUUGACAGCAGAGUUGGACAAGUUGAAUUACAGAAUCAUGGAGCUUGAAAACUUAGAUGUUGCCUUAGGAAAGAGUAAGCAGGAAUGUAGCUCACUCAGGUGCAACCUUGAAAAUGAAAAGACAGUUACUAAACUUAUGUCUAAUGAAUUAGAUAAUCUGAGGAUAAGGAUCAAGGAACUUGAAGAUGCAGAAGGUCUAUUAGAAAAAAAUGAAUGGACAUUAAAAGAAGAUCUUACAAAAUUGAAAACACUAACAGUAAUGCUUUUUGAUGAAAGGAAAACCAUGGCAGAAAAACUAAAGCAACUGGAAAACAAGGUUCAAAACAGCACUGAUAAACUUCAGGCUGAACAGGACAAAGUAACAGUAGUUACAGAAAAGCUUAUUGAAGAAAGCAAGAAAGCAUUAAAAAUCAAAGUAGAGAUGGAGGAAAAAAUGUGCAUUGCCACCAAGGAAAGAGAUGAUUUUCAGACCAAGCUAAAAACUGAGGAGGAGAAAAAUAAUGCACUUCAGUCAAAAAUCAGCAUGAUGAAGAAGAAGCUUCAGUCAUUGGAGGCUGUUGAAAGGGAGUUUUUGAGGGACAAAGCAAAACAGGAUCACAGGAAAGGACCUAUCCAAAAUGGUUUCCAACAAGAAGACAACAAAGUACAAAUUUUAACCCAGGAGAUAGAAUGGCUUAGGAAGAAACUCAAAGAAAUGAAUGUAGAUGAAAAUGAUCUAAAAACACACACUGAGUUUGAAAAGUUAGAAAAGAGAUACGCUAAUGAAAAAUCUCUUACAGAAGAGUUAGAGAUGACAAGGCAGGAGCUUUCUAAAUACCAACUGAUUGAGAAGGAAAAUUUGAACCAAGAAGACAUUCUGUAUAAGCAACUAAAAGAGGAAGAGAUCAAGUCCAGUCAUCUGACAAAAGAAGUGGAAGCAUUAAAAGAAAAGAUACACAAUUAUAUGGGGACAGAAGAGUCUAUCUGCCACAUGAAAACAGAAUAUGCAACUCUCCAAAGAAAGCUUACCCAGCAGGAAGUCAGAAAUAAGGAACUUGCCAGAGAGAAGGAGAGCUUAACAAGGGAGUUGGAGCGAUACCGUCGCUUUAGUAAGAGCCUCCGGCCUGGCAUGAUUGGGAGACGGUUUUCAGACCUACAAGUCUCCACAAAGGAGGUUCAGACUGAACCAACAGAUAGCCAUACAACGACUUCUAAAAGCCUUAUAGAAAGAGCUGUUGUGAAUGAAAAAAUGCAUGAGAGUAAUCAACAGUAUCAACCCAAUUGUAAUAAAAUUAAUCCAGCUAAAUAUAGUCCCUCACUCAAAAACAGUAAUAACCAAAACAACAAUGUGGCACAGAUUAGAAAUCCAAUUUUAAAAAAUAAAGAGAAACAGCAGCUGAUUAACUGCAACAUGCAAAACACACAAAAUGGAACUCAGCAAGAGGAUGUGUUUCUGAAUCCGAGCCAACAUCUCCACAUCGAGGUGACACCAGUCUGUAGCCAGAACACAGCUACUCUAGAAAUUACAAGUCCUACUAAAGAGAAUAAUCCAUCUUUUACCACCACAGCAGUUAUCCCAACCAGUGUUUGCACCACAAAACAAGAAAUUACUAUUGUUCAGAAUGUACCAGUAUCAACACAGAAGAAUACAAGUCCUUCCAAUGAAAACUCUUCCAUACCUGAACAGUCAAUUUCACCUCUUAGUAUGCCAUAUCUCCAAACAGUGAUUCCUGAAUUCACAACUUUAUUGACACCAGACUGUUCAGUGUCACCUACUGACAUAUCAACAAUCACAACAGGAAUUUCUGAUAGAGCACCAGAGACAAAGAUCAAAGCAGGAGACAACGAGUUUUGUGUGACAUCACAAAGGCAAAAUAACUGGCAAAUACAUAGGUAUAAUAGCUCAAGCCAAAGUGUCAUCAGCAAUGAAGACAACAAAAUUCACAUUCACUUCGGCAUCCCUUAUCUCCAGAAUAUCAAUGCCAAUGCAGAAGCCCCCAAUUCCUGCUAUUCUCAAAGAACCUCAGCAUUAUCCAGUGGAACUCCAGCCAAAGUUAACAGCAAAAUUGCAAGUAGCAUCAGGAUAAAGCCUGCCUCCACUUCAAUUACACAGCCAUCUCAAAUUUCAGUACCUGCUGAAGCAUUCCAGCAGUCUGGUCCAACUAGAAUACCCAAACCUAAAACCUGCAGUACUCCAACAGGAACAAACUCCAGGGCUGCACUGAUACAAAGUAAAGGAACUGCCCAGGUCCCGCCUAAAUUGGGGAAAAACCUGUGUAAUGAUUUGAAUACAGAGAACCUAAUUACAAAGUCAUAAUGAAUGUUAAUUCAGCAAUCUUUUUAGAAACUGAGAAUAAUUUAAGUGAUUAUUAUUUGUUUAUUUUUAGAAUUAUUUGUUAGAUAAAGAGCAGAUAUUUUCCUUGUAUGCAAUGAUCAUGAAAAAAUAGAGAUUAUGAGCAAGGCUGUAAUUUUCUUUAUAUUUUCUUGGGUUGAAUCAGACCUAGGUUGUACCAGAGGUCCAUAAUAUUUUUAGGGAACACCCCAAUCCCAAUAUCAUCCUCACACAUUAAAAGACAACAUUGAU